Trematosphaeria pertusa is the source of this 1507-nucleotide messenger RNA. RefSeq lists its product as uncharacterized. Gene Ontology annotation, molecular function: methyltransferase activity. The transcript is spliced from 3 exons. Bases 1 to 1275 code for a protein of 424 amino acids. NCBI's taxonomy places the organism in Eukaryota, Fungi, Ascomycota, Dothideomycetes, Pleosporales, Trematosphaeriaceae. The record is from RefSeq and is a predicted model, not a curated record.
AUGGAUCGCUUACACAAGCUGGAAACGUUUGCGAACGAACUUGCCGUGGCCGUAAAGAGUCUGGGGGCCCACUACCGAAAUGGAGAGUCCGAGGAGAGUCGAGAGGUGCAGCGCGCCCGCCGCGCCAUCAUGGGCAAUGCAGCCAGGAUACAGACGCUACUUGGUGAGCCGUCAGACUUCCUCCAGCGCCUUGCCAGUCAAAACCAAAUUUUGGCAUGCCUCCAGUGGCUGGGAGAGUUUCAGGUGCUUGCAUGCAUACCACUCAGUGGCACCGUCUCUGCAAGAGACGUUGCUGAGCUAGCCGGCGUCCCCGUAAAACAGCUAUCCCGAGUUGUUAGGAUGACCUCCACAGCUGGCUUCCUCGGAGAGCCUGAGCCGGGCCAAAUUGCACACACAUCCCUAUCCGCCGAGUUCGUGAAGAACCUCUCGUAUUUCGACGCGGCAAUGUUUCUUGCCCAGACCGCCGCUCCGACGGCGUUAAAGAUGGCAACAGCCACGCGGCGUUAUGGCUGCUCGGAUCUUCCGCAAGAGAGUGCUUACGGGCUUGCGUUCGGUACGGCGCAUAGCUUCCAAGCCACAUGCGAACAACGGCCUAAGCUCCACCGCCAAUUAUCGGCUUAUCUUCAGCACGCAGGCAACGUCGACCAGGACGUGACUGAGCUUCUAACACGGCUCGACUGGCCCAGUCUCGGGAAAACCCGUGUAGUGGAGGUCGGAGCGGAGUCGACGAGGACAGCGAUAGCGCUCGCGGAGCUCCAUCCCGCUCUCCACUUCAUCGUACAGAUGCACGGUCCUGACCUGGAGGCAAGACGGCCACUCACUACCCGUCUUACAAUUCAGAAGCGGGACCCUGGCACGCCGCAAACGGUGAGCGAUGCAGCUGUCUACAUCCUCCGGUUACCGUCUCCUUCGAUCGGCCCUUCGUCGUACUCGCUGCCUGCCCAAGUCAAAUCCGAGCUGCGCGCCCAUCUUGGCGUAUUGCGCAAUACCAACGCCACCCUUGUCUUGACCCCACGGUUGCUCCCCGAGCCAGGCACCGCCGACCCGGACGUCGAGGUAGUGUCUCGCGUGCGAGACCUGUCGCUGCUCCAGCUUGCGAACGACAGCGGAAUGAUUGAGAUGGCUGAGCUGGUGGAGAUGGUGGAGAGCAUCCGCGAUAGUUUCGGCGGGCUGGUGAUUGUCAACAAGCUUCGAUCGCGGAAGAGCGGCAUGGCGGCCUUGGGCGUGAAAUACCAAGCUUCUGCAAGCCACGAGGCGCUCAUGGGUAGCCGCUGACUUCAUUCUCAGCCGCAAUCUUGCGACCUUCUAUUAUCGGUUGGCUGUAUGUAUGUUAUAUUGCGAGGACCAGGAGAAGAGCUGCUCCACGAGGUCCAUAGUGCAAAUUGUGGGGCCCUGUACGAGCCGGUCGCACCGGUCGCACCGGGUUUACAACGGCCUCGUCUUUGUUACGAAAUGCGUUCAUGUGAGUAAGCGCCGUUGUGCUCGUUCGGGACAGCGGUCCCUGGGC